GGAUGGGUUUGCGCGCUCGCCGUUGAACUGGCAGCCGCCCAGGAAACGCUCGACGAGACGCAUGACACUCCCAACUACAAACCCCAUGACACAAAUAUAUACGCCUCUGGACGGGUUGGGGAACACAAUGUGGUUAUUGCUUCUUUUCCAGAAGGACAAAUGGGCACUGACUCAGAUACUGAAGCCGCAAUACAGAUGCAGUCGACGUUCCACAAUACGCGCUUCGGUCUGAUGGUAGGUAUUGGAGGCGGUGUUCCCAGCGAAGAAGCCGAUGUCAGACUUGGGGAUGUCGUGGUCAGUAAACCACAGAGGGGACACAGGGGAGUGGUACAAUACAACUUGGGAAAGGCUACAUCGGACGGUAUUCAUCAGACAGGAUCUCUGAACGCUCCACCCAGGGUCCUACUCACUGCUGCAACCGCUGUUCGCGCUGCGCACAUAAGAAAACAGAGCAGACCCCCAGAGCAUAUAGCCAAGCUUGAACAGAUCCCCAUGUUUCAACAGGACAGAGGGGGUCCCAACAUCCUGUUUGCCGCAGAUUACAGUCACAUACGUUGCUCAGCGUGCGUAAGCUGUGAUCUUUCAAAUCAGGAGUUGCGAGAGACACGCGAAAGUGGCAAGGAAGUGGCAGUGCAUUAUGGCACCACCGCCUCAGGUAAUCAAGUUAUUAGGGACGAUCACUCGAGUCAAGAGCUUGGAACAGUGUUGUGUUUUGAAAUAGAGGUAGUAGUGCUUAUGAAUAGAUUUCCGUGUCUUAUCAUCCACGGUAUUUUCGAUUAUGCCGAUUCGCACAAAAAUAAGCGGUGGUAGCUAUACGCAGGCGCAACGGCCGCAGGGUAUGCGAAAGAGUUGCUUUUGGUAAUAUCUGCAUCAAAUUUGGGUUCUGCGCGUACUGCAGAAGGGAUUAUGUCUGGCACCACUGGCUUGCGCCUAAAUUCUAACUCCCCAGCUGGUCAAGAUACGCCUAAUGAGCUUUCUAAGUGGAG
This is a messenger RNA of Didymella exigua CBS 183.55, 986 nucleotides long. Its product is annotated as purine and uridine phosphorylase. The transcript is spliced from 2 exons. The record is from RefSeq and is a predicted model, not a curated record. NCBI's taxonomy places the organism in Eukaryota, Fungi, Ascomycota, Dothideomycetes, Pleosporales, Didymellaceae. Gene Ontology annotation, biological process: nucleoside metabolic process. Gene Ontology annotation, molecular function: catalytic activity. The annotation marks the transcript as partial.